AUGAGUUCUUUUCAAGCUUCUAUGUUCAUUGGUUUCACCCCUAGGGUUAGGGCCAAUGGAGGGUGUCAUUCACCAUUUCAGCUUAGCGUGAAGCUUCCCCGUAGUCUUCUCCAUGUCAAAGCUCAGUUUUCACUACCCUUAGAGGUAGAUUGGAGGCGUGAAGGAGCUCUUACUAGUAUUAAAAAUCAGAAGAUUUGUGGGAGUUGCUGGGCUUUCUCAUCAAUCACGGCAGUGGAGGCUGCCCAUUACAUUGCUACCCAUUCCCUCCUUACACUUUCUCCUCAAGAACUUGUGGAUUAUGAUUUUGAAAGUGAUGGGUGUGAACAUGGCUCGGUAGGAGAUGCACUAAAUUAUAUUCAAAGGUUUGGUGUGGGACUUGAUGCUCAUUAUCCCUACAUUGCCUAUCAACAGGUUCGAAAGGGUGAUGGCAUUUAUACGCAUAAGCCCACACUUGGGGAAGAGUUGUCUUACCAUUCGGUAACAAUUGUUGGAUUUGGCUCCAACAAGGACGGGGACUACUGGUGUGUCCAGAAUUCCUGGGGUGAUACAUGGGGAGCUGGAGGCUUAAUCUACAUACGGAGGAACACCGGAGAUCAACAAGGAAUUUGCGGCAUCAAUAAGUACCCGUGCUACCCAAUCAUAAGAGGAGGGUGA
This is a messenger RNA of Lotus japonicus, 654 nucleotides long. RefSeq names its product ervatamin-B-like. Gene Ontology annotation, molecular function: cysteine-type endopeptidase activity. Lineage: Eukaryota; Viridiplantae; Streptophyta; Magnoliopsida; Fabales; Fabaceae. The transcript is spliced from 4 exons. Gene Ontology annotation, cellular component: lysosome. The record is from RefSeq and is a predicted model, not a curated record. The coding region runs from base 1 to 654 and encodes 217 amino acids.